Messenger RNA from Candidozyma haemuli, 1542 nucleotides. RefSeq names its product transcription factor WOR1 (gene WOR1). NCBI's taxonomy places the organism in Eukaryota, Fungi, Ascomycota, Pichiomycetes, Serinales, Metschnikowiaceae. The record is from RefSeq and is a predicted model, not a curated record. Gene Ontology annotation, molecular function: DNA binding. The transcript has a single exon. The coding region runs from base 1 to 1542 and encodes 513 amino acids.
AUGUCCUUAGCUCCAACCUACACAGGCUACAUUGGCUCCACCAGAGAUGCUGUUCUAGUUAUCCAAGGCGUGCUUUCCAAAGAGUUUACUGUUGUUCACCGCAGACCCCAUAGCAGAGAAAGGGCCGACCUAAUCAAGCUGGGAAACGUAUUUGUAUUUAUUGAAGAGCUGCUGGGCAUCAAGCGCUGGACCGAUGGUAUUGCCUGGUCUCCUUCUCGUAUCUUGGGCAGGUUCCUUGUCUACAGAGAAUUGGAUAAGUCCCUUCAUGGCGACGAGAAGAGAAGAAGAAAACGCAACUCUGAACCCUCGGUGCUGCUGCGCAGCCUGGCUUCCGACUCUCUGGACCGUCAGAGCCUGAUUCUGGACCAGACGUACACUUAUCAACAGCAGCAUUUCAACCCACAGCUCCCAAUGGUGAACCAGCAGUUGACCCUGCCGCUCCAGUACUCCAAGGACGUGCUGGCGCCUCGGUUUGCCAAGGAGGACCACGGUCUUAUCAAGAAAACACUUUCUGUAACCACUACAGUCAAGGACAGCGACAGUAAAGAGGAAAAGCAAACCGUGCACCUCAUUUCCUACUAUUCAGCCUACGACGUGCUUCUGGGCCGCUUGACCCGUCCAUCCCAGAGCAACUUGCAAUACAUGCCUGUGGCCCCUAAUCUUUGGGAAGCGAUUCAGAAACUGUCGUUGGGCGGAAAAAUCCCCAUUGAGGACGAGGCCCAUUACUUCUUGGACUCCAACUACCAGCUUCAAAACAUGCUGGUCCUCAUGACCGGUAAACCAGAACCACGCAAGCAAAUGGGAGCCCUGCCUCGUCUCCAAGCACCCAAUGGUUCCAAACGCCAAUUAUUCCAACAGCCCUAUUCCCAGCCACUUUCCGUUAAUUACGCCCUGCCGUAUCCAGUCAACAAGGUUUCGUCAGUUCUCCCCAGUCACUACCACCAAGAAAUGCCCCAGUAUGGCCGCUUGGGCCACCCAGUCAAGGGAGAGAAAAAGGAUGACGAAAACUACGAUCUCCAUUUAUCAGCGAACCCCAAUCACCCAAUCACUGGUCACUUCCCAGACCCAACAGAGAAGCAACAACCUGUCCAGCCACCCCAAGCCCAUGCCCAUUCGCUGAUUCACGCUCAGCAGCAUCCUCUGGUACCUCCUAUUCAAAUGCCCCAGCCUGACCAACAACCUCCUUUUCAACAAUCAGACCAGGGCCAAGGUCAAGGUCAAGGCAUGUAUUUUGGCGGCUACUCUCAUCAAAUGCCUUACCAGUACUACAACACUGGGCCAGGGCUUUUGAACCCAGCGGCUAGCGGCGACCAGUACUCCCUAGGGAACCCUCCAGGUCCACCUACCAAUACUGGACAGCCCUUGCCGCCAUACCAGGCGCCUUUCUACAACUCGGGCUACUCGUAUACGGUGCCUCCCAUGCAACAGCAGCCUUCCGAGGCCCGGCAUGUUCCUAGCGCCCGGAUCAGGCCCGAAGUGUCGGAAAUCUACCAGCCUGUGGACGAACAAUAUAGUUACACACCGUGGAAGGAAACUUUAUAG